Messenger RNA from Chenopodium quinoa (quinoa), 2137 nucleotides. Its product is annotated as TOM1-like protein 4. Lineage: Eukaryota; Viridiplantae; Streptophyta; Magnoliopsida; Caryophyllales; Amaranthaceae. The record is from RefSeq and is a predicted model, not a curated record. The coding region runs from base 187 to 1797 and encodes 536 amino acids. The transcript has 10 exons. Gene Ontology annotation, biological process: protein transport to vacuole involved in ubiquitin-dependent protein catabolic process via the multivesicular body sorting pathway. Gene Ontology annotation, molecular function: ubiquitin binding; phosphatidylinositol binding.
CUUACUUAUCUCAUUAAUUAUCUCUCCAACCUUUCUAUUUUCCUUUUCUUUUUAUUUUAUUUUAUUUUAUUAGUUCUCAACCAAACUUAAUCAAACCCAUCAUCUUUCUCUCUCUACAUUUCAUUUUCUCUCUCCAUUUUUUGACGAGGUUAUUAAUAAAAUAUCGCCUGAAGGGAUUUGAAGAGGAUGGCUAACACCGCAGCAGCCAUUGCCGAGAGGGCAACCAGUGACAUGUUAAUUGGUCCAGAUUGGGCAGUAAACUUGGAGCUCUGUGACAUUAUAAACAUGGAUUCAGGUCAAGCAAAAGAUGCACUAAAAAUUAUUAAGAAGCGUCUCGGAAAUAAGAGUUCCAAAGUUCAACUUCUUGCUCUAUCUGUAUUGGACACUCUUGGAAAAAACUGUGGGGAAAGGAUAUUUCAGCAGAUUGUUGAGCGCGACAUUUUGCAUGAUAUGGUCAAGAUUGUGAAGAAAAAGCCAGAUUUAAGUGUAAGGGAAAGAAUAUUAAUAUUGAUAGACACCUGGCAAGAGGCCUUGGGAGGACCAAGGGGGCGGUAUCCCCAGUUCCAUGCAGCAUAUAAUGAAUUGAAGUCGGCCGGGAUAACAUUUCCACCUCGAGAGGACAACAGUGUGCCAUUGUUUACUCCUCCACAAACUCAGCCCCUUUCCAAUCCGGCUCUAGUAUAUGAUGAUGAAACAAUUCCUGCUUCUCUAGAGUCUGACCCUUCUGGUUUGAGCUUGGAAGAAAUUCAAACCGCUAAAGGGCUAGCUGAUGUUUUGAUGGAAAUGCUUGGAGCUCUGGAUCCCAAUAACAGUGAGGGGGUAAAAGAAGAAGUAAUUGUGGAGCUUGUUGAACAGUGCAGUAAUUACAAAAAGCGUGUUAUGACUCUUGUGAAUAACGCCACGGAUGAGGAACUUCUCUGUCAGGGUUUGGCAUUGAAUGAUGACUUGCAGCGUGUGCUUGGACGUCAUGAUGACAUUGCUAAAGGAGUCUCAAAUGCUAGUUCGGAACCGACUAGAGCUCCAGCAGCACCAUAUGUGAAUGCACACCAUGACCACGAUGAAGAGGAAUCAGAGGAUGAAUUUGCACAGUUGGCACACAGGUCAAGGGAUAUGCAGCGACAAGGACGGAAUCUGGCUACUUCCAAGGCUGAACCGGCACAAGUGAAUCCUCUUCUUCCUCCCCCUCCUUCAUCGAAGAGGCCAGUUAGUAGUGAUGCUGGGUCAGUUGAUUACCUGAGUGGUGAUUUAUACAACUCUGAAAGAUCCUCCAGUUAUCCUAGCAGUGAUUCAUACAAUGGUGAAAGAUCAUCUGGAGCAGAGGAACCAGUGCCUUUUUCUGUUAGAAGUCCUACCAAGUAUGUAAAUCCCACUGCAUCGCUUGGUCCAUUAUCACCAUCACCCCCUCAUCAGUCCAUUGCCAGCAAUUCCUCACCCUUGUUUGAUAAGAGCCCUUUAUACGAUGAACAUACUGGCUUGAACAAAUCUGACAAUCUCCCUCUAGCUCCUUGGGACUCUCCUCCUCCUCCUCCUCCUCCUGGACCCUUGCCUCCACCCCCCAUCAAAUAUAAUCAGAGGCAACAGUUCUUUGAGAAACAGCCUUUUCCCGGUGGGGCAUCACAUUCCUGUAGUGGAUCCAGUUCCUCUUAUGAUGGUAUGGUGGGACAGACACAAAAUCUUUCUCUUAAGUCGCCAAGCCCUCCUAAGCAAGAAAAGCCAGAGGAUGCCUUAUUCAAGGACCUGGUUGAUUUUGCAAAAUCUAAAUCUUCGGCUUCAAAAUCCAACAAUAGGCCGCUUUAAUGGUUUAUGUAGAGGCAUAAGUUACUGCAGUACAGAUUUGGAGUAUUAGAUUCCUAGGUUAUUGUCACAUUUGUGUAUGCAUACCGUUGCAUUUAUGGUGUCAUUGGUUCUCGAAUCAUAUCACUGUAUGACUGUACCCUUUUUUUGGUUUUCAGCUCAUCGUUUUUGUUGAGCUUCUCAUUUGGAGCAUCUGUAGUCUUGACUUGUUAGUGCUUUGUAUGCUAGAACUGAUUGCGGUGUAUAGUACAAUUUGGUGAUUUCAAAGUGGUAUUGAAUACUGAGAUUGUUCUUGUGUGCCGAGAUUGAACCUGUUAGUCGUCAAAAAAAACUUGUGAUUCUU